UGCUUGCUACUGGGGGGGGGGGGGGGGAUAUAAGCCUUAAAGACGAGUAAAGCCUCAACCGCUUGCUUUUUGUUUGAGUUUAAAUCGCAAACCUGCAGUAGUGAAGGGAACCUCUCCUAGGGAGAAGCUCCGGAGUGCAUCGCUCAGACUUCUUUGCGGGACCAGUGCUGUGGCUCAGACCCAGGAGCCACAAAACUUGCCAGGAUUAGAGGCAAAUCAGUUAAACCCAAGUCGUGCUCUUCAUUGCACUUUUCAAGACAUUCGAGUUCACGAAAACUCCUGCGGGUUCCUUGGGAAAAGAGUUCAUGCCCCCCAGGUCUCUUUCCAACCUGUCCUUGCCCAUGGAGGCGAACGAGAGCGAGUCGGUUCCUGAGGUGUGGGAAAAAGAUUUCCUGCCCCGCUCGGAUGGGACCACCGCGGAGUUGGUGAUCCGCUGUGUGAUCCCAUCUCUCUACCUAAUCAUCAUUUCCGUGGGCUUGCUGGGCAACAUCAUGCUGGUGAAGAUAUUCCUCACUAACAGCGCUAUGAGGAGCGUCCCCAACAUCUUCAUCUCUAAUCUGGCGGCUGGGGACCUGCUGCUGCUGCUGACCUGCGUUCCAGUGGACGCCUCCCGCUACUUUUUUGAUGAGUGGGUGUUCGGCAAGCUGGGCUGCAAGCUCAUCCCCGCCAUCCAGCUCACCUCCGUGGGGGUUUCUGUGUUCACGCUCACCGCCCUCAGCGCGGACAGGUACAGAGCUAUCGUGAAUCCCAUGGACAUGCAGACUUCUGGCGUGGUGCUGUGGACCAGUGUGAAGGCUGUGGGCAUCUGGGUGGUCUCUGUGUUGUUGGCAGUCCCUGAAGCUGUGUUUUCAGAAGUAGCACAAAUUGGUAGCUUGGAUAACAGUAGUUUCACAGCAUGCAUACCCUACCCGCAAACGGAUGAGUUGCACCCCAAGAUUCACUCAGUGCUUAUUUUUCUUGUUUAUUUCCUCAUACCACUUGUUAUUAUCAGCAUUUAUUAUUACCACAUUGCUAAGACUUUAAUUAAAAGUGCACACAAUCUUCCAGGAGAAUCCAAUGAACAUACCAAAAAGCAGAUGGAGACCCGGAAACGAUUGGCUAAGAUUGUGCUCGUCUUCGUGGCCUGCUUUGUCUUCUGCUGGUUUCCCAACCACAUCCUCUACUUGUACAGGUCUUUCAACUACAAGGAGAUUGACCCUUCUCUGGGUCACAUGAUUGUCACCUUAGUGGCCCGGGUUCUGAGUUUCACCAAUUCCUGUGUCAAUCCUUUUGCUCUUUACCUGCUCAGCGAAAGCUUCAGAAAGCAUUUCAACAGCCAGCUCUGCUGCAGGAGGAAGUCCUACCCAGAGAGGUCAACCAGCUACCUUCUCAGCUCUUCAGCAGUGAGAAUGACGUCUCUGAAGAGCAACACAAAGAACACGGUGACCAGUUCUGUCCUGCUAAACGGACACAGCAAGAAGCAGGAAAUAGCGCUGUGAUUGGAGGCCAUUCAAGUCACUCUUGGAAAAAUCCCUUACAAACUUUGCUAUUAUUAUUGAGCAACGUAAAACUCAAUAAUUUCCACAUUCAUACUGUCCCCUAGCUAAUUCAUCAGGGGACUUCACGACUGAUUCAAGAACAAGACAAAUAUUUUUCUCCGAAUAGAGUUUUACAUUACACCAUGCACAUCUACACUAAACACAUAUAACUGACAUACACCUCCUGCUAACAUUGAUUUACAAAUUCCCCAGGAUUUCAGACAUUGCAACAAGCAACUGUGCCAUACUUACUUCAAAUUCCUUUUAUCCUAAAUAGUAGAGAGCAUUUCCAUAAUCAGUUAAAUUUGGUGAGAGAUGAUAUUUAAACACCUAUUAUUUGAAAUACAAAUUACAUCAUUCUGAUGAGUAGAUUUUGUUUAUAACUAGUAUAUGUAUAUGGUGAGUAGAUUUUGUUUAUAACUAGUAUAUAUAUGUAUGUAUAUAUUAAUUUGAAAAAACAAGUGGAGCUUAAUCAUAAUUCAUCAGCAUUUAUGGUUCUUUAUAUAAUUAUAAUUUAUAGAAAUGUUUGUACAUUCUCUAUAUAGUAUUGGAAGGUAUGACAACAUUUUUAUGAAUUGUAAGUUGAUAUAUGAAUGUGUAUAUGUAGAACAGGUAUCAUAUGCUCCAAAUUCCAAUAAUAUGACUCAGAUGUUUGCAUGGCCAUUUUUGUAAACACUUACAUUCUUGACAAUUUGGCUGCUUCUGUGUAGGUAAUAAGAUUUAUAUAAUUCUGGUGAGUUCUCAUUUGCUCUUGCAUCUGCCAACUGACAAAUGUAUGAGAUCUCAGGCACUUUCCUCUGCAUGAUAUCAGUUUUCUCUGAAUAAACAUCUUGAGAUUUUUCAGCAAAA
Mesocricetus auratus (golden hamster) is the source of this 2366-nucleotide messenger RNA. It is a transcript of the gene Nmbr, whose product is annotated as neuromedin B receptor. Lineage: Eukaryota; Metazoa; Chordata; Mammalia; Rodentia; Cricetidae. Gene Ontology annotation, cellular component: membrane. Gene Ontology annotation, biological process: bombesin receptor signaling pathway. Gene Ontology annotation, molecular function: bombesin receptor activity. The record is from RefSeq and is a predicted model, not a curated record.